CAAAGCCUCUCUUCACAACAAUGCCAAUCAAGAGCAAGUCAACUUGCCAGGUAUGCUGCAUGGUCAACAAAAUGUUUCGUUUCUACCCAAUGAAAUGACGGAUAUUCUUCUGUGAUUCAAUAUGGAACAAUUAUCGCGACUCAAAGACAUUGAAGUGAAUCUAAUCCCUUCCAACAAUGCAAAAUGCCCCGUGACUAUCUCGGCUGAAGAACACAACCAACAGUUUGAAGCAUCUUUAAGAAUCCAACCUCGACAGCCAUUAGCCUUCAGAGAAAGGGCACGUGUGAAUUCUCCCGAGGCGAUCCAAAAGCUCAAGUGGACAGAUGAAUUUCUAGUCGAGAAGACAUGGAAGGCUUUAGAACCUGACUUGGAAAAUGCCCUUCAUAAGAAACUGAUCUCAGAGAGCGACAUCAAGAAUCUCAAGAAGUAUCAUAGAACAUUGGCACAUGCGAAGAAUAAAAGGAACUCGAGAGCUCGAAUGGCCUCGAAGAAGCAACACUAUGAAAAAAAAUUGAUUUCUUUAGACAAAAAGCUUCAAACAGAAAGAGCUUUGUUGAAGAAGUCAAAUGAAUUUUGUCAAAAAUACGCAGCUUCCAAUCCAGAGAUGGCGGAUCUUCUAUGGGCGAAACACAGAUAUUCGCCUACUCCGCAAAAAGAAGCAUUGGAUCUUUCAUUGUCAUCCUCCAUACCAAGCCAUGCAUCCGAUUAAACACUGAUUCAUGUUUAAAGUCAACGAGCAUUGUUAUUUCUUUGUGUGCGAAUACAUUCAUCAGUCUUUA
This is a messenger RNA of Tigriopus californicus, 779 nucleotides long. RefSeq lists its product as uncharacterized. Lineage: Eukaryota; Metazoa; Arthropoda; Copepoda; Harpacticoida; Harpacticidae. The coding region runs from base 122 to 709 and encodes 195 amino acids. The transcript is spliced from 3 exons. The record is from RefSeq and is a predicted model, not a curated record.